Molecule: messenger RNA, 2710 nt
Organism: Dunckerocampus dactyliophorus (ringed pipefish)
Lineage: Eukaryota; Metazoa; Chordata; Actinopteri; Syngnathiformes; Syngnathidae
Product: lanC-like protein 3
Exons: 5
Coding region: 74-1297 (407 amino acids)
Biological process (GO): carbohydrate metabolic process; peptide modification
Cellular component (GO): plasma membrane
Source: RefSeq, a predicted model, not a curated record
UUGGAUCCAUCCGCACCUGUCCUUCGUACCACCGCCACCACCACCGAGCCGUCAUCGGCCUCUUCCUCUGGGCAUGGAGAACACCCGCUGCUUCGCGAACCGCUUCUCGGACUACAGGGGCGCCCUUCUGCCUGGCCAGGGCGCCGAGGCCGUGGCUCCGGCUGUAGUGGCCACGGUGGACAAGAUCCUCAAAAAGGUCCCCGGCGACGUGGGCGACUACGACGGCGGGCUGUACGACGGUCCCGCUGGGGUGGCGUACAUGCUGUAUCACGUCAGCGAGUGUCCGCUCUUCUCGGAGCGGAGGGACGCCUACCUGAAGGCGGCCAAGCACAUCAUCGACGUGUCGAUGCGCUACGUGGACGCCGAGCCGGACAAGAACAUGCGCGCCGCCUUCCUGCUCGGCGGAGCGGGCAUCUACGCCGUCGCCGCGAUGAUAUACAAGUCCCUCGGCUUGGCUGACUUCGUCAAACCGCUGACGAAAUUUCGCAGCCUGUGGGAAGUGUGUGCGCCCAUCCAUUUCCUGGAAUGCGGCUCUGAUGAGCUGUUUGUGGGCCGGGCAGGCUACUUGUGUGCCGCCCUGGUCCUCAGACAAAAGCUGGGCAUUGAGAUUCUCAGCAAGGAUCAAAUCAAAUCCAUUUGCCAGGCCAUCAUCGAGUCAGGAAAGCAAUAUGCCAGGAAGAAGAGGAAACCUUUCCCCCUCAUGUACUCCUACUACGGGACAGAGUACCUUGGCGCCGCCCACGGCCUGUCAUCGGUGCUGCAGAUGCUGCUGAGCUACCAGGACAUGCUGAGCGGGGCCGACAAGGACCUGGUGUGGCAGAGUGUCGACUUCCUCAUGAACCAGGAGCAGAACUGCAACUGGCCCGCCGAGCUGGGCGCCAUCAUCGAGAGGGAGAACGAACUGGUCCACUGGUGUCAUGGAGCUCCAGGUGUGGCCUAUCUGUUUGCCAAGGCCUACCUCAUCAACAAGAAGCCCCAGUACUUGGACACGUGCAUCCGCAGUGGAGAGCUGGUGUGGCAGAAAGGUCUGCUGAAGAAAGGACCUGGCAUCUGUCACGGAGUGGCCGGCAGCGCUUAUGUCUUCCUGCUGCUCUAUCGCCUCACCGGGAACUCUAAAUACAUCUACCGGGCUCAGAGGUUUGCAGAGUUCCUCUUCACCGAGGAGUUCAAGUCAGGCUCGCGCUCGUUGACCAGCGUCUACAGUCUGUUCGAAGGCCUGUCCGGCACCGUCUGCUUCCUGGUGGACCUGCUGCAACCCGACCAGGCAGAAUUCCCACUGUUCACCGUCUUUGAGUGAAGGACAGAAGACGAGGAAAAAGAGGAACACCACAGGUAGACGUCUAAGUGCAGUUGCCGUAGAAACAGAUCUUGUUCUGUUUGUGUGUGUGUGCGUGUGCGUGUGUUUUGAAGUGUAUGUUCAGCUUUUUCCAGCUUUAUACCAGAUUCAUCCCACUCAGCGUCACAUUGUCAACGUAUGCUACUAAAAUACGAGACAAGUUUGGGACAACGGUGAAUUUAAAAAAACAAAAAACAAAAAUGUAGCACAUUAUAAACAUGUGCUGUUCUCAGGUGUAAUUCAAAGAAAUGCACACAUGAAUUUUAACGGCAAUCUCACACACACACACACAAAAAAGAAAUGCACACAAUGCCUUUAAAAGUUUUCUACCACUUCACCAGCUCAGCACGUAUCGUCCACUUGUAUUUUGGCUCCUUCAUUUAAAAAAGAAAAAUAAGUUAAAUUGAAAAAGUGGUAGAGAGGUUAAAUAGAGGUCAUUUAUUGUGUUAGUAAGUGCAAUAUUUUUAAGACUGCGUCUUGUCUGCGUUGUGUUUUUUUUCUAUGAUGGGUUAUCUGUGGAGGCCUUUGACAUGUUCACUGUGUCGUCAUUGACUUCCAGAUAGUGUGUAACGCCGAGCUACCUGUAUGUGUGUGUUAGUCUCUAGAUUGUGACAUCAACUGAGAUCACCCUUUCUGAGUUGAUUUGUGUGAUAAUGAGGCCUUAAAACCAACUUGAAGAUGACUACAGUUGGUUUAAAAAAGAAAAAGAAAAGAAAGGAAAAAAAAAAGGCCAGUGAAUUCAGCAAACGUCAAACCAAAGUUUUUGGAUGCUAAUCGUGCCUGUUUGUAGUGUUUCUACACCGUGUAUGUUUGUGCUGUUUUUUGCACAUGUGGCCCGACAAGUCUAAUGGAUGGUUGUCGUCGAUAGUAAUAAAGUGUCCAGGUGAAAUUAAUAAAUGGCUCAUCGUGUUCUUGAGUAUGUACUUGUCAAUAUGAUGAAAAAGCGUAUACGGUCCCAAAUCAUAACCAUACAGUCGUCCCUUGCGACUUUGAAUUUCGUGGCUUCACUCUAUCGCUGUUUUUCAAAAUAUUUCAGCGCUUUUUCAUGAUUGACCGCUAGGGAUGCGCCCAUCAGAGUUUUAUGCUGCUGAUUCCGAUACCGAUCAUCCGGGACUGAAAUUGGCCGAUAGCGAUCACAUGGAUUAAUUAUAUAUUUUUCAAUUUAUUUAUAAUGAGCACUAUUGGCCUGGGGUGCCUCAUAAAGGGGAAAAGUAAAAAAAAGUAUUAAAAAAAAAAAACUGUUGAAAGGCAUUUAUUGGCAUAUGCCGAUCACAUGAUUUUUCACAGAAAUCGGCCGAUACUGAUCGAAGGCCGAUCGAUAGGCGCAUUACUAUUGACUACCUAUUAUUAAUCAAACACUUUGCAUAUUUAAGC